UUUUCCCCCUAAAUGUUCUUUAUUGAAUACUGCCAUGUAGAAAAGGGAAAGGUUUACCUUGGCGUUCCGAAUAGGAUUUUCAAAGAACAACAAUAAUCGUCGGACUACAUAAGUUAAAUCGAAAUAAAUUUACAGAAUGAAGUCUAAAGUUUCACACAUGGGUCUACAAAAUGCUUACUUUCUCUUGCAAGCAAGGGAAAUUCAACUGAGCAAACGGUAUAAAACGAAUGGUGUUGACGAUUUCAAAGCACAGUUGACCAUCGUUCUCGGUGUCAGUUAGUAAACUACUCCCUCAGCAUGAUUAAGGUUAACAUGAUUUCGGUUAAAUGUUUUGUGCUGCUCGGCUUAGCGCUACUCCAUGGCACUGAUGCAACCAAAGGAAAAGGACGAGGCGGAGGCUACGGCGGAGGUAUGAGUCACGGUGGCGGAGGCUACGGCGGAGGUAUGAGUCACGGUGGCGGAGGCUACGGCGCUGCUCCUCAGCAAAUCAUUUACGUUCCCGCACCACAGCCGGUGAUGGUCUAUUCACCACCUCCUGUCCAUCGCCCACCAGCACCAAGACCAAUUCCUGCUCCCGCUCCCGUUCCUUCUUACGGCGGAGGAGGUGGAAGCUACGGCGGAAGUCACGGGCCAUCAGCUAGAGGCCCUGGUUACGGAGGAUCUUCAGGAGGUGCGCCAGUCCACAUUCAUGUUCAUUCAGCACCUGCUCAAUCGCAUCCGCAACCGAUUCCAUCAUCUCCGUACGGAGGGGGACAUGGAGGUAAUAGCCAAGCUGGGGGUUAUGGAGGAUCGAGCGGGGGUCAUCAUGCUCCUGCUCCGAUGGCGCAAUCUUAUCAUCAGCCAGCUGCCCAAUCCUAUCAACAGCCGAUCCCAAUGUCUUCUUUCGGAGGAUAUGCUCCUCCUAUGGCGCAAUCGCACCAGCCAGCCCCAAUGGCCUCUUAUGGAGCCCCUCCUCAGUCUGCUGGAGGUUAUUAGAAUUCCCAAUUUAUCCUAUAGAAAUCUUCAAUGAAUAUUGACAAAAUGUAUUCUUUUGGAAAA
Molecule: messenger RNA, 1038 nt
Organism: Daphnia pulicaria
Lineage: Eukaryota; Metazoa; Arthropoda; Branchiopoda; Diplostraca; Daphniidae
Product: keratin, type I cytoskeletal 9-like
Exons: 3
Coding region: 298-975 (225 amino acids)
Source: RefSeq, a predicted model, not a curated record